Molecule: messenger RNA, 489 nt
Organism: Pyricularia pennisetigena
Lineage: Eukaryota; Fungi; Ascomycota; Sordariomycetes; Magnaporthales; Pyriculariaceae
Exons: 1
Source: RefSeq, a predicted model, not a curated record
AAUAAGCGUCAUUUCGUCUUCCUCAUCAACUCUAGAUACUCCCUAGAUGGUUCUGAUUCCAAAUUACAAAUAAAUCACUCACAUUUGCCUGGACCUUUCAUGAUCUUUUUCAAUGUACGCCUCUCUUGCCGUGAUCAAACUCGCCUACCACGACCUCAACCCGACAAAGACACGAGAAAUCAAUCUCACCGCCGAUUGGCCGUGGCGAAAUUCACGGCGAAGUCUAUGAUGACAAUACCUAAGUGUGUUUGCUCGGUAUGGCCUCCUCGCCUCCGUCAAGUGACGGCUCACUUGCCCGUUAGUUCAAACUACUAUGGAGGCAACCCUCUCUCCUCCCUCUCUUCUAUUCCGCCGACCUGUAGUAUAGAGGGGGCGGGACCCGCGAGAAUUGACGCUAUACUCAAGCAAGGAACCCCCAUGAACAUCUUACACGCGAACUACUCUCGCGUAUGUAAGAGAACCUGUGUGCUGGCAGCUCGCUACCUGUAA